AUGAGUAAAGCAACCCCACCCAAUGCAAAUCAAAUUGAACAUAUCAACGAAUGUGACCCAUCUGGAUUAUCACCCGACUAUCAGCAUCUCGCUCACAUCUGUCAUGGUGAUGCCAACUGCACAAACACCAAAGGAUCGUAUAACUGCGGCUGUCAGGAAGGCUAUGCAGGAAAUGGAAGUCAAUGCGAUGACAUCGACGAGUGUGCAUCUGGUACACACAACUGUCAUGUUGACGCAAACUGCACCAAUACAAAGGGAUCAUUCUACUGCACGUGUCAUACGGGAUACUCUGGAGACGGAGUCACUUGUGAAGAUAUAAGUGAGUGUAACACGGAGAGCCUCUCACAACAACACAGUGAUUAUGCUAAUAACUGUCAUCCUGAUGCAAAUUGCACGAACACCAAAGGGUCCUUCUAUUGCACCUGUUUAAAUGGAUAUUCCGGGAACGGCGUAACAUGUGAUGGUAAGAAAAAUGUGUAUAUUACGUGUUGCACUAAUAUUAGUCUGAUGUCAAGCGUUCUUGAAGUCCAAAGUCAACAGAGAAAGCUUUCGGGAAUAACGUUCAAGGGUUCCCCAUUUUACUCAGCUGUUAAAAUUGGAUAUUUUAAAUCCAUAAGUUAUUCCACAAAAACCAAAGAACUAUCUGGCUAUUGCAGUGCAUUGCCAGAAUUAGUUGGAGGAAUGACUUUUCACUGUUUAACAUACUUUACUCUACAUACUGCUUUUCACUGUUUAACAUACUAUUUUCCUUUAGACGUGGACGAGUGUUUUCCUGAUCAGAUAUCUGCUAAUUAUCAUCAUCUUGCUCACAACUGUCAUGCUGAUGCCAACUGCACUAACACGAAAGGAUCAUUUUAUUGCACGUGUCUUAACGGGUAUUCUGGUAAUGGAGUCACGUGCAUGGACAUAGAAGAAUGUACAACAGACACAGACAACUGCCAUGCUGAUGCCAACUGUACAAACACCAAGGGAUCAUUCUACUGCACGUGUCAUAAGGGAUACUCUGGAGAUGGAGUCACUUGUUACGAUAUCGAGGAAUGUCAAACCGAAAGUGACAAUUGUCAUGAUGACGCAAAUUGCACGAAUACCAAAGGAUCGUUCUACUGCACGUGUCUUACGGGAUAUUCUGGAGAUGGAGUUACGUGUGAUGAUAUCGACGAGUGUUCUCCUGGUCAGAUAUCUGCUAAGUAUCUUCGUCUAGCCCACAACUGUCAUGAUGACGCCACAUGUUCCAACACCAAAGGAUCAUUCUACUGCACUUGUCUUACAGGGUACUCAGGAGAUGGUGUCACUUGUGUUGAUAUCAACGAAUGUGACGCAUCUGGAUUAUCAGCUGACCACCAACAUCUGGCUAACAAGUGUCACGGUAAUGCCAACUGCACAAACACCAAAGGAUCGUACAACUGCGGCUGUCAGGAAGGUUAUGCAGGAAAUGGAAACCAAUGCGAUGGUAAAUGGACAGGGCACACACGUCAAAUAGAAAUUGUAGUAUUAGAGCACGUGCUUUCUAGUCAAACAAACGUCACGAACUCACCAAAAAUCAUUUCAUUUACUUCAGACAUAGAAGAAUGUACAACAGACACAGACAACUGCCAUGCUGAUGCCAACUGUACAAACACCAAGGGAUCAUUCUACUGCACGUGUCAUAAGGGAUACUCUGGAGAUGGAGUCACUUGUUACGAUAUCGAGGAAUGUCAAACCGAAAGUGACAAUUGUCAUGAUGACGCAAAUUGCACGAAUACCAAAGGAUCGUUCUACUGCACGUGUCUUACGGGAUAUUCUGGAGAUGGAGUUACGUGUGAUGAUAUCGACGAGUGUUCUCCUGGUCAGAUAUCUGCUAAGUAUCUUCGUCUAGCCCACAACUGUCAUGAUGACGCCACAUGUUCCAACACCAAAGGAUCAUUCUACUGCACUUGUCUUACAGGGUACUCAGGAGAUGGUGUCACUUGUGUUGAUAUCAACGAAUGUGACGCAUCUGGAUUAUCAGCUGACCACCAACAUCUGGCUAACAAGUGUCACGGUAAUGCCAACUGCACAAACACCAAAGGAUCGUACAACUGCGGCUGUCAGGAAGGUUAUGCAGGAAAUGGAAACCAAUGCGAUGACAUUGAUGAAUGCACGUCUGGCACACAUAACUGUCAUGUUGAUGCUAACUGCACCAACACCAAAGGAUCAUUCUAUUGUACCUGUCAUACUGGAUACUCUGGAAAUGGAGUCACGUGUGUUGAUAUUUCGGAGUGUGAGGACGAAAGCCUGGCGUCACAUCACAGCAAUUAUACUCAUAAUUGUCACGACGAUGCUAACUGUACCAACACCAAGGGAUCAUUUUACUGCACGUGUCACCAUGGUUACUCAGGAGAUGGUGUUAUUUGUGCAGACGUGGACGAAUGUUUACCUGAUCAGAUAUCUGAUGAAUAUCUUCAUCUUGCUCACAACUGCCAUGCUGAUGCCAACUGUUCCAACACAAAAGGAUCAUUCUACUGCACGUGUCAUACGGGAUACUCUGGAGAUGGAAUCAGCUGUGUUGACAUUGAAGAAUGUGCCACAGAAAUAGAUCAUUGUCAUGUGGAUGCCAACUGCACCAACACGAAAGGAUCAUUCUACUGCAUGUGUCAUACGGGAUACUCUGGAGAUGGAGUCACUUGUAACGGUAAUUUACACUUGGAUAAGUGUUAGUAUAGAACUGUGACCUAUCAACAGAUGU
This is a messenger RNA of Orbicella faveolata, 2704 nucleotides long. RefSeq lists its product as uncharacterized. Gene Ontology annotation, cellular component: membrane. Lineage: Eukaryota; Metazoa; Cnidaria; Anthozoa; Scleractinia; Merulinidae. Gene Ontology annotation, molecular function: G protein-coupled receptor activity; calcium ion binding. The record is from RefSeq and is a predicted model, not a curated record. Gene Ontology annotation, biological process: G protein-coupled receptor signaling pathway; cell surface receptor signaling pathway.